Molecule: messenger RNA, 10173 nt
Organism: Colias croceus (clouded yellow)
Lineage: Eukaryota; Metazoa; Arthropoda; Insecta; Lepidoptera; Pieridae
Gene: upSET
Product: inactive histone-lysine N-methyltransferase 2E
Exons: 12
Coding region: 385-7167 (2260 amino acids)
Molecular function (GO): protein binding
Source: RefSeq, a predicted model, not a curated record
UGCAAUGGCCGCCAUCUUCGACUCUUGUGAAUGUUUUGGUCGUAGUUUCGGACUUUAAGGCCUUUUUAAUUUGUGCUAUGAAAAUAUUUGACGGAUAUCGCCUAAAUACGUCGUAGGGGUUGUUAUUUUAUUUGAGAAAAGGAAGCGAAAUAAUGUGAAUUUUGAAUAUAAUUUGGAACAAUGACCUCGACAAUAAAGUCGUAUACGAGCGUUAAAAAUAUUUUCCGGACAUAAUAUAACUCCGAUCCCGAACUUAUAUAUGAAGAUAUCAAAAGGCGCAGGGAUAAACCAUCAAUUUUCGAUUGCAGUCGAAUAAAUUUAAUUCGGAGACCAGGCGUUCUCCACGGCAUCAUCUCGGGUCCGACCCAAGAUGGUAUUCUCAGCAUGUCAACUUCAUCGGAAUAUGAACCUGUGGCCCGGCAAAGUUACGGGCCGACCACCUCCAGUGCAAACAUUUUUGAACACAUAUUGGAAUCAAAAGUAAUGAAUACUAUGGAUGCACCAAGUGUUCGUACUCCAGUUUUGAGGGCUGUACCCAUAUCUAGUAAUGAGGGCGACCCCGAACCUGAUUCCACAAACCAUGAAAGUAUUAUAAAAUCUGUUCAUAAAGUAGAGAAUAAAGAUAUUGAUUAUCACAUUAGCGAUAAAGGGUGUGAUGGUGAGAUGUCUGUAGAUUCCCUUCCUAGAAUCAUGAGGAUAGAGGAGGCCUCUCUUGAUACCGUGGGGCAUAUUGCCUACCCCAUAUUACAAGAAACCGAUGAUUCCAGUGAUGGAAAUUAUAUAGAAAAUACUGCAACACUUAUUCAAGCACCUCUGAGUAGUGCAAUUGUACAGAAUGUUGCUAAACUUCCUCAGAACUUUACAAUUAAUGUUGAUGCAGCUGUCGGAAAUAUAACAGCUAUUCAAAAUGUUUCCCAAGAUGUUACCGGUAACCAAACUUUGUGGUUGCCUACAAUUCUUGCAACAAGCGCACCUACGGAUAAUAAAAGUGAUGAUGAUAGACAACAAGGUGUAUCACAAAUAAUAAUCACAAGUGAAAGUUAUGUAAAUGACACUAACCUCGGUAGAAGGGCAAAUAUAAUAGAGGCAAAUUAUAAUUCUCGCCCAAAAACUUCUAAAGUGCAAAUUCUAAGUAACAUAACUUUACCCAAAAAUUCGAAUUAUUCACAACAAUAUAUAACACAAAACAAAGAUAUAACAACUCAAGUGUAUGGAACCCAGAAUCAUGUAUAUAAACUAAGUGCUAAUGUGGUGUCCCAAAAACAUAUUAACAACUCUGUCCUAUGUACUAAGACAGGUAAAAGUCAGUCCCUUAUUGGUGGUGCAACUUUAUCACCUACAGUUAUUAACAACAGCCCAGUAAAGAAUGUAUCAUAUGGGUUUGCUAAAGGCACAAAUAUAGGUAAAGUGAACAAUGGUGCUAAUCUUAAUACUAUGGUGGCUGCAUCGUCUGGAAACAUGCAGUGUCACAUUUUGUCACGAGUUGUAUCUGCGCCAAAUAAGGUGUCUGUACAUUCUGGAAAGAAAUCUGUAAAUACAUUUAAGGGUAAGAAUUCCCAAGUGCAAAAAAAUCAAUCAAGAGCAAUAAAGAUUAUACAGCAGGCUGGUACUGCGCAUAAAACAGAAAGCAAGACAUGGCCUGUGGCCAAUAUUACAUAUAAAGGCCAAUCUUCAAAUUAUAACAAUAUGGAAAGUAACACUUCUAAGGUAAUACAAAAGGUGGGCAGUCCUUCCAAUAAAAACCAACAACCUUUGGCCUUACAAAAGGUGCAAAAAGCAGAACGGUUGGUGCUACAAUCGCCCUGUGGGCCUGUUCUCUUAACCACAGCUCCAAUGAGCUCAAGUCUUCCAAAAGGACCUCAUUAUGUACAGUCAGGAGCUACACCUAAUCUUCGGUAUGUUCAAACAUAUGGACCUGACAAUCAGCUCUCUACGAUAUCACAAGUAUCAGCUAAUCAACAGUUAACAGCACAAAUUUUACAAUCACUAUCUCAACCAAAGCUCAUGCUUCAACAGAGCCCUACACCAGUCACUUCAAAAAGAAAUAAUAUAUCUACUCAUCCUAUUGAGGAGAUAGCUGAAGUUAAACCUAUUAAUCAUAAAAGGAUUGUUUUUGGAGAUAAGUCAACUUUACUAACUGCAGAUGAUAUCAUUGGCACAGAAGAGAGACCAAACUUGUCAGAGGAAUUACGACGAUACACACACCAGGCAUUGGCACUUAUAAUGCUGGAUCAUACAUAUGCCCUGCCAAUGCAAAAGCAAUCAGUAGUUUCGUCACCAUCUCCUGCUCCAGUUUCUACCCCACCUGCAAGUCUCUCUACAACAAUUACAACAACAUCUGCACCAACAACAAUAACUACUAUCACACAAAUAUCAUCGCCAUUAAGCCCUAUGAAAACUUCACCUAUAAUUCCAGCCACCACACCAUUUGAUCUUACUCUUUCAACAAUUAUCCCAACAUCGCUUCCAGCACCCCUUCCAGUAGUAGCGACAGUACCAGCUGUAAGUUGCAUUACAUACAAACCACAACCACCUCCUCCGCAAGAUGAUGAUGCAGCAUCUGUUAUAUCAUCAAUUGAAGGGGAGAGGAGACCUCCAGAGCAAGGUGGCAGUGAUACUGAGACAGCUCCGGAAGGGGAAGAAGAAGGCAAAACAAGAUGCAUUUGUGAUUUUACACAUGAUGAUGGAUACAUGAUAUGUUGUGACCGUUGUGGAGAAUGGCAGCAUGUAGAUUGUAUGGGCAUUGACAGAAAUAAUAUUCCUGAUGCUUAUAUGUGUGAACUCUGUCAACCUCGCGCCAUAGAUAGGCGUCAUGCUCGUGCCAUACAAUUAAGGAAAAGAGAAGAGUUGAGCGCACUUGGAGCUUCUGACUCCGAUUCGUCAGAAUGCACAAGAAUUCCCGGGCAAAGACGAAAGAGAUUAUUAACAGUUACGACAUAUACAAAUACAAGUGGAUCUUGUGUUACUACUUAUAAUAAUUCCACUGUUCCAGUACUUCCACCUCUACCGCAACCGUCAUUACCACCUUUACCACCGAAAAGAGGGCCAAAAAGGCCAAAGAAAGCAGAAAUGGUUAGAAAGGGAACAAAACGAAAGCUCACAGAAAAACGUGUCAAACGCAAGAAGGAAUUAAUGUUAAAUAGAAACAAGUACAAUACAAGUAGUAGUAUGUCUAAUAAUCAGUCGCACUGGCGAGAUCUUUACGAAGUUGCAAUGACGAAUCAUUAUAGCCCAGAAUUGCGAGCAAAAAUCAUGAAAUACAGUAGUAAACUUGGAAAUACAUCCAACAUGGCUUCAUCUAUCACAGCACAUUUAUGUACAACAGUGCCACACGCUGGCGGCAAAAUAUUGAUUGCUACGAAAGAUCUAAAAGAGAACACUCCAAUAAUUGAAUUGAGAGGAAAAUACAUGCUUUCAAAUCAACACCGCCCACAACUACAAAACUCGGCACGGGCAGGUAGCCAAAAGCCUGGACCUUUUGUGUUUUUCUACAGGUUACCUAAAGACAACACUCAGAUAUGUAUUGACACUAGGACAUAUGGUAAUGAGGCUAGAUUUGUUCGUAGGUCAUGUAAACCUAAUGCUGAACUGCAACAUUGCAUUGUAAAAGGAGCUCUACAUGUUUAUUUAGUAACUAUUGGCGUUAUUCAAUCCAAUACGGAAAUAACGGUUGGUCAUGAUUCAGAUGGUAGUAAACAACCUUGUGCUUGUGGCAAUCCCAAACAUUGCAAAAUUAAUGGUGUUACUUCAAUGGCACCUAGAAAACCGAUUGAUUACCCUCCAAGAGAAAAACGUAGUCGUAAUAGAUGUUACAGUUCGUCUUCACCGUUAUCCCCACCGUUGUCAUCUUUACUAACUACACCUACAAAAGAAAUUGCUCCACCAUUUAAAUCAGAAGCUCCAAUCAUAAAACCUGAGAAAAAAUCACCGAUAAAACACGAGUUGCCUCCUAUGUCACCAGUUAAAGAGCCUAUAAUGUCACCUGAGUAUUUUGAACCUAUAAAAUCAGACAUUCCUGAAAUUAAAGAAGAGCAUCAAGAAAUAGAUCUUACAGCUAAAGAAGAAAUGAAACCUGAUUUAGAUGAGCCUGAUUUUGUUAAAAUUGAGCCUAAGAUUGAGGAAAAACCAGAAGAAAUACCAAUGCCUGAAACAAAUUAUGAACCAGAGCCUCCAGCCUGUCCAACUGUGAUCCAAAUACCUUUGAUUGAAGAAAUUAAAGAAGAAAAACCAAAAAUAGAACUAUAUGAAGCUCCCGAAGAACCAAUCUUGCCUUCAUUGUUUUCAAAACUAGAAAAAGUUGAGGAACCAAAAGUGGAAAAAGAAGAAGAAAAGCCUAAAACUGAACCGAAAUCGGAAGAUGAGAGACCAGUGACUCGUGAAGUUACAGCUAAGUCUGCGUGUCAUGAUCGCUCUUCACGAUCAAGCAGAACCACAUGUGUUAAUCAAGACUCAUUAGAUGAUAAAACUGAUGAUUCUCAAGACAAAUUGCCAACACCUUCUGGCAAAGAAAAAGAUAAAAGGAAAAUGACUCGUGAAGAACGUAAAAUGGAGGCUAUAAUGAAAGCAUUUGAAAGGAUGGAAAGAGCUGAACAAAGGAAACAAGAGGUUAAAGAGAGACAAAAGCGCAGAGAAUCAGAUCCGCAUCCUCAUAAUUACAACGAAAAAGAUGACGAUGAUGAUGUACACAAUAGCUUCAAAAAGCGGAAAAGACGUAAAGGUCGUGCACGCACUGCUUCGCAAUCCAAUCGACGUCGUCUCAAUUCUGCUGAUAGUGAUCUUGUGACUUCAGGAGAUGAGGCACAGCCUUUCUCCCCACCUCCAGAACAUUCUAGAAAUGAUGUUCAUACAUCUAUUGAUGAAGAUAAGUCACAUGAACCUGUUUCUGAGAACCUGGGAUUGAGUUCAGCGUGUCUCCUUGUGGAAGCGGCUGUUGGUUCCGUCGAAUCAGCGUUCAAACAACCGAAAACUAAGAAGACUAUGGCUAACGAAUGGAUCGGUCGGUCGCCGGAUCGCACUCCUUCACCGUACAACUCUCCAUACCGCCCGCCCUUAGUUUCGGCUACGUCUUUAGAGAGUUUAGUGAGAGUUGCGUCCACCAUGAUUGGCGAUCUCAGUGGAGGUCAAGACUAUCAUGAAGAAGAACCGCACUCGCCGCCGAGAACUCCAGGGCGAGAUAGAAAUAAACCUCCAAAGAAAGCUAAACGGAUCACACGAAGUACGCCGCCUACUGAACCCCCGGAAGUCGCGCAACCAAUGCAGCAUAGUGCUAAGAAGCGAUGGUUAAGACAGGCCAUCAGUGAAGAGAGCGACACACCAUGUAUAGACACCUUUGUUUCAGAAUCUCCACCCAAUGAAAUGGUUACUCCUUUGAAGAAGCGAAGAUUGGCCAGAGAAUCUUUGUCCUACGACCAAAAUCCUAUAGAUCACAGUCACGAUGAGACUUCGCCGGUGUUAACGUCUGAAGAUUCACCGGUAAAAGAAGACUCGUUAGCAUUGGCGCGGCAGUAUAAACGAAAUAUAAUGGAUAUGUACGCAAGAGAUAGAACGCGGUCUGACAGUGGCCAAGGUUCUGAUGAUCAGUGUAACAUUGACCAUGAUGUUCUAAACGUAAAUUUAAAAGGGCCACAUAAUUCUGAACAUAUCAGAAGGAUAAUUGGCGUCCCUGACGAAGAAACGCCAGAGAUACCUAAACAAGUCGACAUACCAGCAAAUAACAAUAACAAUUUGGAAAUUGAAGAGACUAACAAUAAAGUUGUGCCAAUGGAAAUAGAUACGACUGUGAUAACGCAAUCAAAACUAGAAUCUAAUGAGAUCAACACCGAAGUAAAAGGCAUCGAAAGUCCAAACGAAAAAAUUAACAGCUCACAAUCCGCCGAUACGAGUGGCAAUUCGUCUCCACAACGUGAUGAAAUGGAUGACAUUCAAAAGAAAAUACAUUCAUUUCAUACAGAAAACAUAAUGAUUUUAAAGAGUAGGAAUAAGAAACCGCCAAAAGAAAAACGGAAGAAAGUCAAUCUAAACUUCGAUCUCAACAUGGUUGACGAUCAGAUCAGUAUUCAGUUGCGGACAGAAGACGAUACUAGUAAUAGGUCGGAAAGCAAUGGGGAUAUUCACGACGAUGCAAACUCGCAUGAGGAUGUGAAGAUGGACGUAUCGCCAGAAAAUAUACCGUUGCCUCCCGUCGAGUCGAUACCGUUACCGGCUCCAGAGACUAUCCCCUUACCAGAAGAAACCGAUCCGAUGCCAAUAAUUCCGUCUCCAGAAACUAUACCUCUUCCCGAGGAGCCGAUGAAACCGAAUCCAGCACAAACGUGUCCGGAAUCACCUCCGGAACUCGAGGAGAAAGAGAUCAUCGAACGUCCCACCGUCUUAGAAUCGACGGUGCCGUUCUCGACGAGGUUCAGCUCGACUGGCCUGUUCUCGGGCAUAUUCAGCAACAUGACGCAUUCGUUCAAAGUGGACUCGUCGAUAAACGAGAACAUACCGAACAUGUCGCUAAUAAAAAGUGCAAUAGAUAGGACUACAAGUUUAGACAGUAGUAUAUUCGAUAAGGACAGUAUUACGCCAGUGGACGAAUUGAAAAGUGUGCAAGAGAUUUUGACGCGAGUGAACAAUAUGGACUCGAAUAACAGUGUGUUGCUGUCGGGCGUGCUGAAGAGCUCGAACAAGUCGAGCCUGUCGUCGCCGGCGCCGGCCGCGCGCGGCAAGCCCUACUGCCCGCGCAACGACCCGCGCCUCAACCCGCCGCCCGCCGACAAGCCCAAACCCGUCCGCAGGAAGCUCUCUAUAACGGAGUACCGCAAGCGGCACAAGGGCCCCGCCGCGGCGGACGACGCGGGGCCCCCCGAGGGGGAGCUGUGCGCGGGGCCUGACUGGUCCUCGGGCUCCACCACCUCGUCGGGCUCCGCCUCGCUGUCCCCGCAGCGGCUCGACGCGGCGGCCGCGGCCGCGGUCGACGAGCUGGAGCAGCGCCUGCACAAGGACCUCUCGUCGCAUAUGCCUAAAGGCGUGUUCGACGCGCAGCCGACGGCGUCGGAGCGGCAGCGGGAGAACCUCAGCUCGCGGCUGCGGCGAGAGUUCGGCCUCGCGCUGCCCGACGACGAGGAGGCGCGGCCGCCCACCGACACCGCUGAUGUGGUGGAGGGCGCGAAGCGAUGCGAGAGGUAGAGGCGACUCUACGCACAUGCGAUAAGAAAAUAUUUUUGUAAAUCUCACGUUUCGCUUGUAAUAUAUUAUAAAUGUAACUUUUUUUAUCGAGUUGUGUGUGAGGCGUUGUAUAUUUCAGUUUUCAACUUUUUUUUUUAUUUUAACUUCACGGUUUUUCUGCAAGUACAAAUUGUUUUUAUUUUCCCCUCUGUACAUAUUGUAUAUAGAUUAAUGUAAGUCGUAGGGAAGCUAUGCGGUACGUAUGUAUAACGGUAUGUGAAAAGAUUUUUUAUAUAUGUACAAUGUUUAUGUAUCUUAUUGAUAUGUUUAUUAAUAUAUUUAUUUGAUGGCGCGUCCUAGGGAACGUCGGCUAAGGUUUUGUACGCAUAAUGUAUAAGUAAAUUAUAGUUGUUUUUAUUGUUUUACUUUUUUUUAGAGUAUACACCGGGGUCUCGGGACUCCCCUAGGCUAUCUAGGCGUAGUGUUAGGGGUGUAAUUAGGAAUCGAUAUGAAUUCGCAUUAGCCAUUGUUAGAGGUUACAUUUUAUGUGUCAUAAUUUUAGGUGCGCGCGUGUCUGCAAUAAACGAUCACACCAUCACAACGUUUUGCCGUGUUUCAUGUUCAGUUCUCCCAGUUAUAUUUUCCCCGCUCUUUUCUUUAUUAGAACACGUUCAAUGAUCGCGAAUUAUUCGUUAUGUGUCUGCGUCACGUGCGUCGGAACGUGUCGGCCAUGUUGCACAACUUCCACACGUGUUAUCGCACAUUAAUUAAUAUCAUAAUAUCGUAAACAGGAUAUGUUUUGUAUCAUUUUUUCAUACAGUUUAGUGUAAAUUUUAUAAAUUGUCGAAAAAUCCUCAUUCCCCGUACGUUUCGUUGUAAUUCCGUAGCAUGUUUUAUGAUGUUUGUUUUAAUUGUAACAUAAUCAUCGAUUACAAGAGCAAUUUUUUAUAUUCAUCGGUAUGGUUGCUGUCUAAUGAAUGAUAUCUUUAAAAUCGAUUUAAUAAACGUAGUGUAUUGCAAUAGUUAAAAAUAUUAGUGAUAGUAAUAAUGCGCAGUUUUAGAUAUAAUUAGUAUAAAAAUGAUUUUUCACACACUUGUUUUCAUUGAUUGUACCUAUAGAUGAUAAUUAGCGAGUCCGUUACAGUUUUUACUCUUUUUAUUCGAUAUAAUUUCACGUUUAGACAGUGACUAUACCUAACAUGACAACGAAUGUAUGUUGUGAGUAGGACUCGGGCUAACGUCACCUUCCCAGUGAAAAUGUGCGAAAUGCAAAAUAUUCUAUUGGUUGUGACGAAUACAGUUGUUUUGUUCGGGCCUAACUGAGCGUCCAGUUACUAUCUCGUGUUUCUGUCACAAUUUCUCAUCUAGUCUCCAGUCGGGUAACUUUACAAUAUGUCUUUCCACGUAAAUCCACAUUUCAGUUUCACAGCUCUAUUUGAAUAGAAAUUAGAUGUAAUUACUAAAUACCAGUCUGUUUUUUUGUAUGCAAUAUCUAAGCGGUAUCCAGUUGACUCAGUUUAAAUUAUGUCGUUGCAGUAUCUUAAUAUCUAUCGGUUAUAUCUGUCCAUUGCAUUUGACAAUGCGUGGUUAAUCAAGCCCAGUGCGUUGAAAUUGCUCAAAAAUUGUACAAUUUGAUUUCAGUAAAUGAUUUUUCCAAAUCACACGGUCAGCCUUAAUGCUUGUCGCCUAAAUUGAACCUUCUUACCGCCUAUAAUUUUAUUUUUAAGUGGGCACAGCCAUACACGAUUCUUGUGUUCAUUUCGUUACUUAAUAUUAUUUGUGAUACAAUCAGUCGGGAGUCACAUAGUGAUCGAACUAUCCAUUGGAGAAUUUAUUUUAUUCUUUGCACUUAUUAUGUGGUCACUCAUUCUCGUGCCGAACCGGUUUCUGCACAAACUCAGUGUAAAUAAGUACGAUGUUGUCACAUUCAUUUUUUUUAAUAUGGUUAUUUGUAAUUUUAUAAAUACUUUGGCAUUUAUAAUAAUCACUCCGAGGAAACGUUUGCAAGUGUGGCAAUAUUGACGACUACCUACUCGGUAAACGUCAUUUCACUAAGCAUAAUCGAACUUAGAUUUAGUCAACGUGUUGCAAUAAUCGCCUAAAGGCUUACGUGUAGUGAAAAAAAGUAGACGGAAAAUGAUUUAGCUAUUUUACUAUGUAAUUCAUUAUUUAUAUAUUUUUUGUACAGAAAGCUAUUUUAGCGGAAUUUGGUGUAAUAUGAAGUGUUAACGUUUUUGGAGAUCGACAUUGAUAAGAGAAAAAUAAAAUUGUAUAUAUUUUAACUGGUUGUCGAAUAGAUUGUAAAUUUGUCGCUUAUUCCCUUCAAGUUAAAGUGCAUUUUGUUAAGACUCCUUUUGUCCGUGUUGCCAUAUUUUAUUUGGUAUUUUAAUUACUUUAGCAUUAUUUACUGGUAUGUCUUUAGUAUACAUUUAUUUUCGUGUUCUAUUGAUUGUAUUAAUUGCAAAGUUUUUUAAAACGAUCGUUUUACAAAAAUGUAUAUUUAUUUUAACAUGAUUUGAUGAACACCUCUUUUAAAAUAACAUAGAAUACUAAAGUUUAAGAAUAUGUGUGUUAUUGGUUGCUUUAAUUUUGAACUUUAUAUGCACUUUAACGUCUCGUAGACAAUUAGAUGAAAUCUUUGUGAUAAUUUUUUUAAAAUAUCAUUCAGUAGAAAACUGUCUGUAAAUGUAAAUAUUAAAAAUAAUUAAUGUUUAAGCAAAAAGCUACAUAUAUUUUGUUAACAAUUAAUAAAAUCACUUGAUAAUGUUUGCAUAUUAUUGUCAAUUUUGAGGUUAGUUUUCCUCCCACUUACCGAGUUGUCUUCUGUCGAUUAUUUUUAAGACAUUAUAACAAUGAAAUAUUUUGCAAUUAUAUAAUUUUUAAACUCUUAAGUGGAUCAUAAAAUAGAGCUGUAUAUUAUCCAGAUGUUAAAUAUUGAUUAUUUCUUUCUUAAUGUUUGAAGUAAGCAUGUAAAAUUUAAAAUAAUAAUAUAGAAUAAAAGAUGUUAUGAUAAUUAAUUACAUAAAA